GGGCAAUGACUGGAUCCUGCUCCGAGGACUUUGUACAGAGAUUGGAUGUUGCAGAAUUGCAGCAUUCUCUUUGCCGUGGGUCUUACACAUAAGUCAGAGCUGCUCAAUUUUGAAGCAGAACAGAGAGGCCUAGAAGGUGGAACGGAAAGACACAGAAACAAAUAUACCAGGGUCUGCUGACAUUCAGGGAUGUAACUGUGGACUUCUCUCAGGAGGAGUGGGAAUGCCUGGGUUCUGAUCAGAGGGCUUUGUACAUGGAUGUGAUAUUGGAGAAUUACAGCAAUCUAGUCUUUGUAGAGAACCAUCGCAUAAGUGGAAAAAAUGAAAAAAUCCUCUACCAAGGCACAAAGCAUAUUGUCCAUCAGCAUGUGAAUAUCCAAGAGAAGUCUUAUAAAUGUAACAAGUUUGGCAAAAUGGUUCAUGAAUCCUCCCAGUGUAUACCUUAUGACACACGUGAUACUGCAGAAAACUUCAGUAAGUGCAGAUAUGGUAAACACAAGGAUGCUUCUGAUGAGUCAUCAACCAUAUACAGACAUAAAAGUGGGGACUCUAGAGAAGAACCUUGCAAGUUUAAAGACUGUGUAUACUGUUUAAAUUUGUUUCCCAUAAUCAGUCACAAUCAAAGAAUCCAUUCAUACCUCAGUAUACAACAGAGAAAGCAUUCUGUAGAGAAACCCCACAAAUGUAAGGCUUGUGGCAAAUGCUUUUAUCAGUUGUAUCAGGUUAAAUACCAUUACAAAACCCAUAUUGGAGAGAGACCUUAUAAAUGCAGCGAAUGUCACAAAUGUUUUAGCCAACUCACACACCUAAAAAGCCAUCAAACAAUUCACACAGGGGAGAAACAUUACAAAUGUAAUGAAUGUGGCAAAAACUUUAGCCGACUGACGUACUUAAGAACCCAUCAGAGAAUUCAUACAGGAGAAAAACCUUACAAAUGUAGUGAAUGUGACAAACGCUUCAUUCAGAAAGCCCAACUUACAAUACAUCAGAGAAUUCACACAGGAGAAAAACCUUACAAAUGCAUUGAGUGUGAGAAAUCCUUUACAUGUUGCUCCGGCCUUAGAAAACAUCAGAGAAUUCAUACAGGAGAAAAACCUUACACAUGUAAUGAAUGUAAGAAAUCUUUUACCAGUGGUUCAGAUCUUAGAAGACAUCAGAAAAUUCAUACUGGAGAGAAACCUUACAAAUGCAGUGAAUGUGACAAAUGCUUUAUUCAGAAAGUCCAACUUAGAAUACAUCGUAGAAUUCAUACAGGAGAGGAACCUUACAAAUGCAGUACAUGUGUUAAAGUCUUUACCCACCUCUCAGGUCUAAGAAAACAUCAGAAAAUUCAUAGUACUGAAGGAAAGUUUCCAUUAGUAAAAAAUGUAGCAUGUGCUUUAUCCAAGUUCUGCCCUUAAAAACCAUUGCAUACUCCACACUAGAAAAUCAUAAUGAGCAUGAGCAAUUUCUGAAAUCCUCUUAAGUAAUGUUCAAAUCUUAGAAAACAUCAAGAAUUUACAUUGAGGAAAAAUGAUUAAAAUGUGGCAAUGUAUGAAAUACUUUAUUAAAACAUUCUACUUUUUCAACCUCAAACACUUCAUAAUGAAGAAAAUAUGGAAAGGCCUGAAGAAUGUGCUGUUUGUGUAGCUGGUUCCUGGAGACUGAAAUGUUCUGUCCUUAAGAGAAGCUGAUAAAGGCAGGAAAUAUAAUUCCCAAAUGGCUUCAUGAAGUCUGUGAAACUGACAGGGUUCACUCUACUCAACUCCCAUAAAAAAAAA
Molecule: messenger RNA, 1760 nt
Organism: Rattus rattus (black rat)
Lineage: Eukaryota; Metazoa; Chordata; Mammalia; Rodentia; Muridae
Product: zinc finger protein 239-like
Exons: 4
Coding region: 255-1400 (381 amino acids)
Biological process (GO): regulation of transcription by RNA polymerase II
Molecular function (GO): DNA-binding transcription factor activity; RNA polymerase II cis-regulatory region sequence-specific DNA binding
Source: RefSeq, a predicted model, not a curated record